Messenger RNA from Spinacia oleracea (spinach), 832 nucleotides. Its product is annotated as PLAT domain-containing protein 3-like. The coding region runs from base 92 to 556 and encodes 154 amino acids. Gene Ontology annotation, molecular function: protein binding. Lineage: Eukaryota; Viridiplantae; Streptophyta; Magnoliopsida; Caryophyllales; Amaranthaceae. The transcript has 2 exons. The record is from RefSeq and is a predicted model, not a curated record.
CUAUAAAUAGACAGGGUACUAUCGCAAGCCAAACCACAACUAAAACAUUUCUCCACAACUUCUAAAUAGAGAAAGAAAAACUUAAAUAGGCAUGGCAAAGGGUGUGCAUUUCUUUAGUGUUCUCAUUGUCUUCCUCUCUUUAGCCUUUGUUGCUCACUCUUCAUGUACGUAUGUAGUGAAAUUGAAGACAGGGAAUAACGACGAAAGAGCUGGAACAAACGCUAAGAUUUUACUUCGUCUUUAUAACAAGAAAGGGGAAUCAGUAGAUGCUACAAGUCUUAGAAGAUAUAGAGAUGGACCUAAUUCAAGGAACUACUUUGAAAAGGGUCAAUUAGACAGAUUUAAAAUCCCAGGAAAAUGCCUCAAGAUUUGCAAAAUGGAAUUGAGCCACAACAAUGGUGGUGAUCACCCUGGAUGGUACGUUAACUACUUAGAAGUUACCGUUGUUAAUGACCAGACGCAGAAAUCCUCCGCGGUAAAAAGGUUUAACAUUAACCGAUGGCUUGCUAAAGAUGAACCGCCUUACUCACUCUCCGUCGUCAGGAAUCUGUGCUGAGAAGGUUGAUAAGAAAAAGAUUCCAAACAGAAAGAACAGAAAAGAGACGGAGGGAGUAUUUGAAAGACUGAUAAAUGUUACUUAUAUGGUUAUAAUAUUAUGUUGUUGCUUUCUAAAAAUAUAAUAAGUUUAAUGGCAUAAACUUAAGUAUGCCAACAUGGUUUAACCGGGAACGAAUGGGUGAAUAUGUUGUGUACUUCCCCUGUUCUAUAAUGUUUUAUGUACUCUUUGUAUCUAUAUACGGAGUAUGUUUUAAUCAAAUUUAUAUUUAUGCAA